AUGACUUAUUUCAAGGGAGCGGAAUCGGUCUGCAAAAAUUUGCUACCGAUGUGUUGGCCGCCACCAAAAUUGAAACUUGUUUACAACGUACAAAAUCACGUCUCUGCAUUUUCUUACGGGUUGAUCACGUCCAUCAGUUCGCUGUACGUUGUCAUCUCAACAAUUGAUUACUUAAUCGCUUUCAUUAAAGCACCCGAGUUAUCAAAAUUGCUAAAUAAUUGGAAUGACAUUGAGGAUACCAUGCAAAAAAUGGGUUUUGGUCGGGAUAAAAUAAAAAUACAAUACUUUCUCCACUAUUUUAUUCCGUUCUUUGAACUCAUACCAACCCUGAUUUUUGCAAGCAUGGUAACCCUGUCGCGAUUUGAUGUCGGAUAUCCUAUUAAUUCCGUAUUAGCCAUACUCUACGGAUACCUGCCUCACACCUGUUACGCUGUGGAAGACUCACAGACGCUAAUUAUGCUGAAAUGUUUGCAAGUCGAGUUCCGACAGGUGCGCAGUUUUCUUGAGAAAAACUUGAACGAAGGACAAAACGAAGUACCGAUUCGAAAAAUUCACCUGAUUCUAGUUAAGUUGCGAUUACAAGCGAAACGUUGCGGUGAGUUUUUAGCACCUCAAGAACUCCUCUCGAUCUUCAUGACGAUGUAUUCCACGGGUGGGUCGUUCUUCAUCCUGGUGACCGUUUUAAGCGAUCGGUCUAUUGAAAAUAGCGUGGGGGAUUUAAUCAUGAUUGCGUUUACCUCAAUCUGGCCAUUGCUGGGGAUAAGUCGACUCGUCGCAAAAAUUUGGAUGGCAGUGACAAUAACGAAGGAGGAAAUGGAGAUUGCAUCUCUGCUGAAGAAUGAGGAAUUGCAGUCAAAACUUGGCACAUACGGAACCGAGUAUUUUUCGGAGCUACGUCAGGUUUACAACUUGUUGACAGCCAAUCCCACCGAGGUGUCCUUUAAUAAUUACGUGAAGUUGAACAACGCUUUGAUUUUGGGGGUCUUCCAGCAAAUCUUCACACUAUUCAUUAUUCUGAUGCAGUUUCGUUGACAUGCCUUGUCUUGAACUUGCGAUACAUACACCUCUUACUCUUAGAAAUUACUUAUACUUUACAUAGAUGCAAUAUGUCUGUUAUGCUUUAAUACAUGUACAUGUGUCAGAGCUAAUUGAAUUACGUAUGUAUGUGUACGCAAAAACCAUUGGCGAAAACCCAUUACAAAAUAAAAAUCGUAAAAUAAAAAUAGAAUUUCUAUACGAGAAAUUAAACAACUUACAUAUAUAUUUCAAAUUUGAACUUGUAGAUAUUUAGUUUCACUAGACCAGCUGUGGGGAAGAAAAGUAUGAGUGAGAUUUGACGGGUGCAUUGAUAUGGUGGUCGCGUAGUACAAAGGAGUACGUCUGGGGCUAUACCGGGAAAUGUUUCCUUCGAUGGAGACCGGGGUCACCAAAUUU
Messenger RNA from Folsomia candida, 1434 nucleotides. RefSeq lists its product as uncharacterized. Bases 1 to 1032 code for a protein of 343 amino acids. The record is from RefSeq and is a predicted model, not a curated record. The transcript has 7 exons. Lineage: Eukaryota; Metazoa; Arthropoda; Collembola; Entomobryomorpha; Isotomidae.